Messenger RNA from Rhinocladiella mackenziei CBS 650.93, 1245 nucleotides. Its product is annotated as formate dehydrogenase. Gene Ontology annotation, molecular function: formate dehydrogenase (NAD+) activity; NAD binding; oxidoreductase activity, acting on the CH-OH group of donors, NAD or NADP as acceptor. The record is from RefSeq and is a predicted model, not a curated record. Gene Ontology annotation, cellular component: cytosol. Bases 1 to 1245 code for a protein of 414 amino acids. Lineage: Eukaryota; Fungi; Ascomycota; Eurotiomycetes; Chaetothyriales; Herpotrichiellaceae. The transcript is spliced from 4 exons.
AUGGUAUUUGCCCGUGCUGUUGCGCGUUCCUUGCCGCGUUCAUCCUCUCCCCUCUUUUCAGCCUCCCCGCAUUUUGCUCGUCGUGCUGCUACACCCUCCAUUCGUUCCUCCAUUGCCAAACGCACACUGACGGCGACUGCUUCUCGUCAGGGCAAAGUUCUUCUCGUCCUCUACGAUGGCCAUGAGCAUGCCAAAGAGCAACCCCGCCUUCUCGGUACCACAGAGAAUGAGCUAGGCAUUCGAAAAUGGCUUGAAGAUCAAGGACACACAUUGGUCACCACCUCAGACAAGGAAGGUGAAAACUCCAAAUUUGACCAGGAAUUGGUUGAUGCCGAAGUCAUCAUCACCACUCCCUUCCACCCCGGUUACCUCACCGCCGAGCGUCUGGCCAAAGCCAAGAAGCUGAAGAUUGCUGUCACUGCUGGUAUCGGCUCUGACCAUGUGGACUUGAAUGCGGCCAACAAAACCAAUGGCGGCAUCACGGUCGCUGAAGUUACCGGCAGCAACGUCGUCUCAGUCGCUGAGCAUGUGGUCAUGACCAUCCUCGCCCUCGUCCGCAACUUUGUCCCUGCUCACGAGCAAAUCGAACGAGGAGACUGGAAUGUCGCUGCUGUGGCCAAGAACGAAUAUGAUCUUGAGGGCAAGGUGGUGGGUACGGUUGCCGUGGGCCGUAUUGGGGAGCGUGUGCUCCGCCGCCUCAAGCCUUUCGACUGCAAGGAACUUUUGUACUUCGAUUACCAACCACUCAAACCGGAAGUGGAGAAGGAAAUUGGCUGCCGACGGGUUGAGGAUCUUGAGGAAAUGUUGGCUCAAUGUGACGUUGUCACCAUCAACUGCCCUCUCCAUGAGAAGACUCGCGGACUGUUUAACAAGGAGUUGAUCUCGAAGAUGAAGAAAGGCUCUUGGCUCGUCAACACCGCCCGCGGCGCCAUUGUCGUCAAGGAAGACGUUGCAGAGGCUCUGAAGUCCGGCCACCUCAACGGCUAUGGUGGUGAUGUGUGGUUCCCUCAACCGGCACCAAAGGAACAUCCUCUCCGAUAUGCGAAGAACCCCAUGGGCGGUGGCAAUGCCAUGGUUCCUCAUAUGUCCGGUACCUCGAUCGAUGCCCAAGAACGUUACGCCGCAGGUGUCAAGUCUAUCCUCGAGAGCUACUUCUCCGGCCGUCACGACUACAGACCUCAAGAUCUCAUCUGCUAUAAGGGUGAUUAUGCCACCAAAGCCUAUGGCCAGAGAGACAAGAAGUAG